AUGCUAGGCUUUCGUUCCUGCCUGAGCACCGCACGUCGUGUCAAUCUGAGCUUUCCGACCAAGAUGGACACCUUCAUGGAGGCAUUCGAGUAUGCGGCCAACCGGUCCAAGGUGUUAUUUGGCAGUGGCACCAUAGCCAAACUUCCCAAUAUUCUGGCUAGUCGAGGACUUUCACGACCUCUCCUCCUAUCAACCCCACAACAACUUGAUCAGGCUCAGCAGGUUCAGAAGCUCCUCAGCGGCGAAGCCGCCGGAAUCUUUAGUGAGGCUACUAUGCACACUCCUGUUGAGGUGACAGACCGAGCUGUCGAGUUUGCCAAGUCGACCAAGGCGGACUCGCUUGUGUCUAUCGGAGGCGGCAGCACGAUUGGGCUCGGCAAGGCCAUCGGAAUACGGACAGGUCUAUAUCAUAUCACAAUUCCAACCACCUACGCUGGGAGCGAAGUGACUCCAAUUCUUGGAGAGACGUCGGAUGGGCUGAAGACGACACGAUCGGAUCCCAGCAUUCUACCAGACGCUGUUAUAUAUGAUGUCGACCUCACCAUGACGCUUCCAGUGGGUUUGAGCGCGUAUAGCGGAAUCAACGCUAUCGCGCAUGCUGUGGAAGCUCUCUACGCCCAAAACACCAACCCCAUUAUCAAAAUGUUUGCGCAAGAAGGCGUGAGAUCGCUCGCUGCCGCGCUCCCUGAAAUAUCCAAGGACCCAGCUUCGCAGGCUGCGAGGUCAUCCGCCCUCUAUGGUGCCUGGCUCUGCGGAGUGUGUCUUGGCAGCGUCGGCAUGUCGAUCCACCACAAGCUUUGCCACACACUCGGCGGCAGCUUUAACCUUCCCCACGCCGAGACGCACACCAUUGUGCUUCCGCAUGCACUUUCCUACAACGCAAGUCAGGUACCCCACGACAUGCAAAGGAUUGCAAGUGCACUUGGCGACGACAGGGGCGAUGCUAUCAGUGGCCUCAAUGCCCUACUUGACAAGCUUCCGGUCAAACGUGGUCUGAGGGAGCUUGGAAUGAGGGAGGAGGAUAUCGAUAAGGCGGCCGAUAUCGCCAUGACUAAGGCUUACUGGAAUCCUCGCCCGACUGAGCGAGAUGCCAUUAGAGAAUUGCUUCGACGGGCGUGGGCGGGUGAGCCGGCGAGGGCGGACUUGUGA
This is a messenger RNA of Parascedosporium putredinis, 1149 nucleotides long. Lineage: Eukaryota; Fungi; Ascomycota; Sordariomycetes; Microascales; Microascaceae. The record is from the annotation of a GenBank genome assembly.